Messenger RNA from Cajanus cajan (pigeon pea), 1469 nucleotides. Its product is annotated as EID1-like F-box protein 2. Gene Ontology annotation, molecular function: protein binding. The record is from RefSeq and is a predicted model, not a curated record. NCBI's taxonomy places the organism in Eukaryota, Viridiplantae, Streptophyta, Magnoliopsida, Fabales, Fabaceae.
CAAGACUGUCAUAAAUCAUUUGAUAUGCGUUGCAAUCGCAAUUUGCACCCAUCUCUCUCUUUGUUGCUGCCACUGCUACUUUCAGUGUCUUCCAUUCUAUGCAUCACUUUACCAAAUUGCCCCUGCUCAGAGAGGUGGGUUUUUCUAGGGUUUGGAGGCUAUGUCGAAAGCGGCUUAAAUAAGAUCAGGUGAAGAAAAUGAUUCUCACAAAACAGUACCGGUGCAUACACUCAGCUAGCUGUCAAUGCACCAAAGGUCAUUUAAGUGAAGAUGUGAUAUUCUUAGUAUUUCAUAAUUUGAAUUGGAAUCCCAAGCUAAUUGCUACUUUAUCAUGUGUGUGCAAAUGGUUUGAUGAUCUUGCCAAGCGAGUUCUAUGGAAAGAGUUUUGUCAAACAAGAGCACCGAAGAUGUUGCGUGAUCUGCAAUCUAACGGGAGCCACAUCGUUGAUGGGAACUGGAGAGCCCUGGGGAAGCUGCUUAUAUACUGUUCGGGAUGCACCAAAGGUGGCUUAUUCAAUAGCAUUCAGAUCCCUGGUCACUUUGUUUAUCAGACUCGAUUUUCUAGAACAUCAGGAAAGAGUUUUCUUUUGCCACAAUGCAGAACUGAUGUUUUGUAUGUGUCUGAUCCUUGUGAGCAUCUUGACCAAGGUGAAGAAGGAGAUGUAGGAUUCUUCCGUGGAAUUUUUAAGUCAUUUGCAACUUCAAAGGUCAGGAAGAUGCUUAUUAAUAAAGGUGCCAAGCUUCAUCCAACAGAAGUCUGCCCAUAUUGUAAGGCAAAGUUGUGGAGCAUGCUGCAAGCCAAAAUGAUCCCUCAAAGUGCUAGUUUCAUAUUGGGUUCUUAUGAUGAUUGUAUUGAGUAUUAUGUGUGCCUCAACGGCCAUAUGCUUGGGAUAUGUACCCUGUUACCACUGUCUGAUUCAGAAGAGGCAUCUGAGUUGGAAUAAUACCCAAAUGAUUUCCAGGUUGGAAGUAAUUCUUGGCAUGUUGGUUUAACACUAUGCUAGUAAACUCCUGGGUCAAUUCAGCUAAUCAGCACCUGAAAUAUGCCAUUAAUUUACCUUGAGCUUGAUGCUGCAGUCUCUCCCAAGGCAGCAAUUCCAAGGAAGGACAGAUAUUAACCAAUUUUCGUAUGAAUCAUUAUACAGAAUGUUGUUACUAUGAUCUACGUGAUAUCCCAUGUAUAUUGAUACGUGGUGUGUGUGCAAUAAUUCAUACUUGAUCAAUAUAACCAUUUACAUCACUCCACUCUCCAAUCCCUUCCCCCGGGCGAUGAAGAAUACAAAAUAAAUUUGGAUUUAAUUGAAAAGAUGUAUUCUUUAGGUUUUAUUUUGUAUUUAAAUGAGAAACUGUAUUCUCUAGAUCAUUCGGUCCUGGAAGGUUUGAAUUUGUGUUGGGAUUCUAGUUAAAAUCAGAACUUCAGUAGAACUUAUUUAAGUUCAUUAAAGUAUUUCAUGACUUGUUACUCUAAA